UUCACCGCCCGAGGGAUGUGCCGGGGUCCGGCGGGGCGGCUCCGGGGGCGGCGGGGAUGGAGAGGGGCCCCGCUCCGCCCGGCCCCGGAGGCGGAGCCAGCGCCCGGCGCGGCGGGCUCGGGAGCCACAUCCCGCAAAGGAGGAGCGGGGCCGGGCACGGCAGCGGGGCGGCGGCGGGGCCGGAGCUCAGCGCCGGGGCUCCAGCAGCGGGGCCGCCCCGCGCCGCCGCCACCGCCGCGCACCAUGUGGUGGGACGAGCGGGUGUCGGCGCGGUUCCGGAGGAACCUGCAGCCCACCCUCACCUACUGGAGCGUCUUCUUCAGCUUCGGCCUCUGCAUCGCCUUCCUGGGGCCCACGCUGCUGGACCUGCGCUGCCAGACCCAGAGCUCGCUCUCGCAGAUCACCUGGGUGUUCUUCUCGCAGCAGUUCUGCCUCCUGCUCGGCAGCUGCCUCGGAGGGGUCUUCAAGAGGACGCUGGCGCAGUCCCUGCUGGCCCUGUUCGCCUCGUCGCUGGCCAUCUCGCUGGUGUUCGCCAUCAUCCCGCUGUGCCACAACGUGGUGGUGCUGGCCGUGGUCAUGGCCGUGGCCGGGCUGGCCAUGGGCUGCAUCGACACCAUCUCCAACAUGCAGCUGGUCAAGAUCUACCAGAAGGACUCGGCCAUCUUCCUGCAGGCCCUGCACUUCUUCGUGGGCUUUGGGGCUCUGCUGAGCCCCCUGAUCGCCGACCCCUUCCUGUCGGACACCAACUGCAUCCUGUCCAACGGCACCGCCAACGCCUCCAGCAACCUCCCGCACAUCCGCAAAUCCCUGGUGCCGCACCACCCCGGCAACCUGUCCCACUAUGACCUGCCCAUGAAGGGCAUGGUGGUGACACGCGUGUCCUACGCCUUCUGGAUCAUGGCCCUCAUCAACCUGCCGGUGCCCAUCGCUGUGUUCUUCCUGCUCUACAAGGAGCGCAUGGUGCCGUGCUUCAACGGCAGCAGCCACCCGCUGCUGUCCGCUGACGAGCUGGCCCUGGAGACGCGGCCUGGGGACAAGGACGAGCUGUCCACCGCUGCCCAGAGACCCCACACGGCUGCAGGUCACGGGGAUUUGUUCAGCUGCUGCCAAAGCAGAAACUUCCAAGGGGCUUCCUUCACCUAUUUCGCCGUGCACAUCACCGGGGCUCUGGUUCUCUUCAUGACUGACGGCAUCGUGGGAGAGUACUCAGGCUUCGUGUACAGCUACGCCGUGGAGGAGCCGCUGGCCGUGGUGCACAAGGUGGCCGGGUACCUGCCCAGCCUCUUCUGGGGCUUCAUCACCCUGGGCAGGCUCAUCUCCAUCCCCGUGUCCUACAGGAUGAAGCCGGCCACCAUGGUCUUCAUCAACGUGGUCGGGGUGCUCAUCACCUUCCUGCUGCUCCUGAUUUUCUCCUCCAGCGUGGUUUUCCUGUUUGUGGGCACAGCCUCCCUGGGGCUCUUCCUCAGCAGCACCUUCCCCAGCAUGCUGGCCUACACCGAGGACAUCCUGCAGUACAAAGGCUGUGCCACAACCGUGCUGGUGACGGGAGCUGGCAUCGGAGAGAUGGUGCUGCAGCUGCUGGUGGGCUCGAUUAUCCAUGAUCGGGGCAGCUACAGUUUCCUGGUGUGUGGGAUGAUUUUUGGAUGCUUGGCCUUUACCUUCUACGCCCUGCUGGUGUUUUUCCACAGGAUGUACCCCAAGCCCUCCCCAGAGCUGGACGAGGCCUCCCCCGACAAGGCGGCGGCGCCCGAGGAGCCGGGGCAGUACCAGCGCUGAGGGAGCGCCCGGCUCGGCGCAAAGCAAUAAACCCAAUUAAUUCCACAUUUAAUGAACUGAAUCAUGCCAAGUUCUCCGCAAGCAAAAGCACAGUAGGUGGGGUAAAGGCAGAAUCGAGGAAAUCGAGCCCAAAACGUCGAGUUUUGGCACGGGGUUGUGCCAAAAACAAAAAGCCUGGGAGUGCCAGCCUCACCUGGAUUUUUUAGUCCAGGACAAAAUAAAAUUUGCAGGGAUGUUUGCACAGCAGUUCCUCCUGCAAAUGAACUUAUUUUUUACCUGCUCAAGACAGAGGGUGGGAAGGAAAAGCUGCUCUCUGCUCCUCAUCCAAGACUGAAUGUCUCCUUGGCAUUGAAUAGAUUUUUUUAUUAUUAUUAUUUCUGGCCUGUGGUGCACAGGAGCCCCUCGAAUUUCCAGCACAAUCCUGGGUUUUAAUUGAAUUUUUUGAGUUGGUGUCACCUCCCUCGAGCCUUCCAAAGGAGGGACAGUCCCCACACAGGCAGCAGGGCCUGUCUCUAUUUGCACACUUAAUUCCUGUAUAUUCCACACUAAACAGUGUCUUACUCAGCAUGCUCAGACCUCUGAAAUGAUUUUAAUUAAUCAUUAUGCUUUCAUUUUUUUUCUUCUUUUUGUGGAAGGAGGGGUUUCUCUUUAUUUUUUAAGUCAAGAAUGAGCUGUGCUGAUUCAUUUUGCUUUAAGUCACUCCUCCAGCUGCUCCAGCUGCAGUGUCUUAUUUUUAUUUUUAAGGUUGAUUUUAUUCCCAGCUUCCACGAGAAGCUCCGAGACAAAGAAAGGAAUUUUUUUUGUUCUUUUUGGAGCCAGGCUCCAGCUGCUUCACCUGUGCAAUCUCCUCAUCCAGGUGCCUUGUGAAAGGUACCCACGCAUGGCCCGUCCCAGCCUCCAGGAAAGGACUGGAAUUUUUCAGGAAUUCCAUAUUUAAUUCCACAUUUCCUCCAGGAAAGGACUGGAAUUUUUCAGGAAUUCCACAUUUAAUGAGGCUCCUCCAGCUCCUCCUGCCCGGGGCGGCUGCGGAUGCAACUCCUCGCUUGAACUGCUGUAUGUGAUGUACAUAAUGUACGUGUGUAUAUAGAGCAGUGUUUAAUUAAAGGUGAUUGAUUGCUAA
Molecule: messenger RNA, 2896 nt
Organism: Prinia subflava (tawny-flanked prinia)
Lineage: Eukaryota; Metazoa; Chordata; Aves; Passeriformes; Cisticolidae
Gene: SLC60A1
Product: major facilitator superfamily domain containing 4A
Exons: 10
Coding region: 16-1776 (586 amino acids)
Source: RefSeq, a predicted model, not a curated record